Molecule: messenger RNA, 1520 nt
Organism: Rhododendron vialii
Lineage: Eukaryota; Viridiplantae; Streptophyta; Magnoliopsida; Ericales; Ericaceae
Exons: 5
Coding region: 142-1365 (407 amino acids)
Biological process (GO): translational initiation
Cellular component (GO): eukaryotic translation initiation factor 2B complex
Molecular function (GO): translation initiation factor activity; guanyl-nucleotide exchange factor activity
Source: RefSeq, a predicted model, not a curated record
GGACUUUUAGGAGAGGCAGCAUAUAAACCGGGCUGCCUUUUUAAAGUCGCCGGAACCCGUCAGAAAAAGUCCGCCGGAUAUUUCACUUUCGGCAAAUCAAAAAAAAAGCUUCCGAAUAUUAUUAGUAGUAUUACCGAAUAAAUGUGGUAUAGAUCAGCCUCAUUCAUUCUCGACACCCAACAACAGCUACGAGACGACGCCGUAGCAGCAGCAGCUCAGUUACCCGAGAGCCGUAUCCUCUCUCCAGCCACCACCGCCACGGCCACCGCCACUCAUAACUCCUCUUCCAUGGCCGAGACCCUCCAAAACCCUAACCCUAACGUCUCCGCCUACUACCAGACGCGGGCGGCCCACCACGGCGUCGUCACCAGCGACUGGCUGGCCCAGGCGCAGGCAGCCGUGGGCCGCCACCCCGACGACCUCCCGCCGGAGAAUUCCAAGGCCGGUGAUUUCGGGAAGGCGUUCAGCGUGGUUGACGAGUUCAAUAACUGGAGGAAACAGCCCGAUCUGGCCGAGGCGGUGGCCGCGAUUAGGGCUUUGGCUUCUGUCAUUCGGUCCAGCGAGGCUACCACCAUGAUGGAGCUCGAGAUUGAGCUUAAGAAGGCCUCUGAUUCACUCAAAUCAUGGGACACUACCUCCAUCUCUUUGACGGCUGGCUGUGAUCUUUUCAUGCGCUACGUAACAAGAACUUCAGCUUUAGAGUAUGAGGACUUUACUUCAGCUAAGUCUCGCCUCAUUGAACGUGCUGAGAAGUUUGGGGAGAUAUCUUACAAGGCACGUAAAAUCAUUGCAAUGCUUAGCCAAGAGUUCAUUUUUGAUGGCUGUACCAUUUUGGUGCAUGGUUUCUCCAGAGUAGUUUUGGAAGUUCUCAAGACAGCAGCACAGAAUAGGAAACUCUUUCGAGUUCUUUGUACAGAGGGAAGGCCAGACAGAACAGGGUUACGGUUGUCAAAUGAGCUAGCCAAGCUUGAUAUUCCUGUGAAGCUCUUAAUAGACUCCGCUGUGGCAUAUAGUAUGGAUGAAGUUGAUAUGGUAUUUGUUGGAGCAGACGGAGUGGUUGAAAGCGGAGGCAUAAUUAACAUGAUGGGGACCUAUCAAAUUGCUUUGGUGGCCCAAAGCAUGAACAAACCAGUUUACGUGGCUGCUGAAAGCUACAAGUUUGCUCGCUUGUAUCCGCUAGACCAGAAAGACAUGGCCCCUGCCCUGCGUCCGAUUGAUUUUGGGGUACCUAUACCAUCCAAGGUCGAAGUGGAAACCUCGGCCCGGGAUUAUACACCCCCUCAAUAUCUCACCCUGCUUUUCACAGAUCUUGGAGUUUUGACACCAUCUGUUGUUAGUGAUGAGCUCAUUCAGCUGUACUUGUAGGCAUGGUUGGCAUUAUAACUUAAUACAGCAAGCAGACUAGGUUUUAGUUUCCUUGCAAAUUGAUGCAUAUUCCUUUUAACGUCCUGAUUCAAAUGCAACUUGGCUAAAUUUUGGGAAUUUUGUUUUGUGUACAUGUGAGUGGGAAAUUUUUGCAU